AUGGUUGAUAGACGUUCUGGUUCCGAAGACGGAGCGCGUGCUAAGCGACAGAAGACGGACAAAUCCGAGAUGGAUCCUCGCAGCAAUCCCUACCUUGCUCACAUGUACCCCGAGCAAAAUGGCAACGGGGGCUCUAGAAACAAUGCGUUUGCGAAAUUUACGAGGCAUCAAACAACUGCUGCUCUCGCCGCGGAGGCUGAGGAUGCCGAUGUGAAUCCUUUUAGCUCGCAGCCGUUUUCCUCGACGUAUUUUUCCAUCCUGAAAACUCGGCGCAAUCUACCCGUUCAUGCGCAGAGAGAUGAAUUUUUGCAACUAUACCAGAGGUCACAGAUCCUCAUCUUUGUCGGUGAGACUGGUUCCGGAAAGACAACACAGAUUCCGCAGUUCGUCCUAUUUGAUGACCUUCCUCAAGCUCAGCGCAAGAUGGUCGCAUGUACACAACCACGUCGAGUCGCCGCGAUGUCUGUCGCGCAACGUGUCGCUGCUGAGAUGGAUGUAAAACUCGGCGAGGAGGUUGGUUACAGCAUUCGUUUCGAAGACAUGACGAGCCCCAAGACAAUCCUCAAAUAUAUGACUGACGGUAUGCUUCUCCGAGAAGCUAUGAAUGACCACAACUUGCAACGCUACAGCACAAUUAUUCUCGACGAAGCGCACGAACGUACAAUGGCUACAGACAUUCUGAUGGGUUUACUGAAGGAAGUGGUCCAGCGUCGACCUGACUUGAAGAUCAUCAUCAUGUCCGCUACCCUUGACGCGCAAAAGUUCCAACGCUAUUUCAAUGACGCCCCGUUGCUUGCUGUUCCCGGAAGAACACAUCCGGUAGAGAUCUUUUAUACUCCUGAACCAGAGCAAGACUAUGUUGAAGCCGCCAUCCGCACCGUGUUGCAAAUCCAUGCGACUGAGCCGGAAGGCGACAUAUUGCUGUUCUUGACUGGUGAGGAAGAGAUUGAAGACGCAGUUAGAAAAAUCUCCCUGGAGUCGGAUGAAAUGGUGAGAGAGGCCGAUGCAGGCCAAAUGAAGGUCUAUCCACUCUAUGGUAGUUUACCUCCCCAUCAGCAACAACGCAUCUUCGAGCCUGCGCCGCCACCGCGUAAACCUGGUGCGCGUCCUGGCCGCAAGUGUAUCGUGUCAACCAAUAUCGCCGAGACGUCGCUUACUAUUGAUGGUAUUGUCUACGUUGUCGAUCCUGGAUUCUCCAAACAAAAGGUGUACAACCCUCGUAUCCGUGUCGAGUCCCUACUAGUGUCACCAAUUUCAAAGGCAUCUGCGCAACAAAGAGCCGGUCGUGCUGGUCGUACUCGUCCUGGAAAAUGCUUCCGUCUCUACACCGAAGGCGCAUUCAAAAAGGAACUAAUCGAUCAAACCUAUCCGGAAAUUCUUAGAUCCAACCUUUCUUCUACUGUCUUAGAGUUGAAAAAGCUGGGUAUCGACGAUUUGGUACAUUUCGAUUUGAUGGACCCCCCAGCGCCAGAGACACUGAUGAGAGCUCUGGAAGAACUCAACUAUCUCGCUUGUCUUGAUGACGAUGGCAAUUUGACCGCCUUAGGACGUCUAGCAUCCGAAUUCCCUCUUGACCCAGCCCUUGCGGUCAUGCUGACGACAUCGCCUGAAUUUUACUGCUCGAACGAAAUCCUAUCCAUCACGGCGCUUCUCUCCGUUCCGCAAGUGUUCGUUCGCCCGAAUGCUCAGCGAAAGCGAGCCGAUGAGAUGAAGAAUCUAUUCGCUCAUCCAGACGGAGAUCAUUUGACAUUAUUAAAUGUCUAUCACGCUUUCAAAGGCCCAGAAGCUCAAGCAAACCCCAAACAGUGGUGCCACGAUCACUUUUUGUCCCUUCGUUCUCUCCAAUCAGCAGACAAUGUCCGACUUCAAUUACAGCGAAUUAUGGAACGGGAGGAGGUCGAACUAGUCUCCACCCCAUUUGAGGAUAAGAAAUACUAUGAGAAUAUCCGACGGGCACUAGUGGCAGGCUUUUUCAUGCAGAUAGCAAAGAAAGACACUGGAGGGAAGAGUAUGUACACGACCGUGAAGGACAACCAGCACGUGUUGCUACACCCCAGCACAGUUCUAGGCUAUGAUGCCGAGUGGGUUCUGUAUAAUGAAUUUGUUCUUACUACAAAGAACUAUAUUCGAACUGUCACAUCUGUUAAGCCUGAAUGGCUCCUGGAAAUCUCGCCUGUCUAUUACGAUAUAUCGACAUUUCCAAAAGGAGAUAUCCGGUCUGCACUUUUGCGUGCUGGUGACAGACUUGCUCGCAAAGAGAAGAUGCGCAGUGAUUCAAGCAAGCGUCGGUGA
Messenger RNA from Talaromyces proteolyticus, 2292 nucleotides. RefSeq names its product putative pre-mRNA splicing factor RNA helicase. Gene Ontology annotation, cellular component: spliceosomal complex; intracellular anatomical structure. Gene Ontology annotation, molecular function: RNA binding; ATP binding; RNA helicase activity. The coding region runs from base 1 to 2292 and encodes 763 amino acids. The transcript is spliced from 3 exons. NCBI's taxonomy places the organism in Eukaryota, Fungi, Ascomycota, Eurotiomycetes, Eurotiales, Trichocomaceae. The record is from RefSeq and is a predicted model, not a curated record.